AUGGCCGGCAAUAUCGAACAAGUGCCCAUUUUCAACAAAACGGACAACUCGCUGCUGCUGGUUCAUUUGACCGUGCUGGAUCAAGACGUAAUCUCCAAUCUCACAAACAUUUGCCAAAAGACACUGCAACAUCCUGCACAAAUCCAAAUGUGGACUCCAGACAAAUACCUACUUCAAUCUGUUGCCAGACAAUACCGCAGUCGAGACAGCGUGGCCAACUUGUACGCCGUCGCAAUUUUACUAUACCGAACCGGCAGAUCGAGUUUCAUCGUCGCGGAUGAUCUCACGAACCGUCAAUUGACGGGAAAUUGUCGGUUUGGAGAAGACAAAUCUCUCUCGGUAGUAGAGGUGAAAGUAGAACCAAAGCUAUUGAUAACGGCGAAUAUAGAAGACGAAGUCUGGGUUCAUGCCAGGCGUGUUGGCGUGCUUGAACCAAACCAGUUAAACGGUUUGAUUAAAUCUUGCUCUACAAAAGUAACAUCAACACCUAGUUCCUCCAAGAGAGAUGCUACUACAUGGGGGUCUGGGACACUUCUACAUGAUCCCGACUGGCCACCAUUUACUGCCGACCUUGCAUCUUCUCUGGGACGAGUUGAGUAUAUGAUUACAGUGACCACAGCUCUAUCACAGCGUCGCCUUCCGCAGGAACUGAUAAAUGAGAUUGUGUCUCUCGCAGACAGAGAAGCUCUGCCACCAGCCGAUAUGCGGCUGUGGAAGCAGCAGCAAGGAAAAGAACAUAUUCACAUCUUCCUACUGUUUUUUUCAAAUGAACAAGAAAGUGCCAGACUGCAGUCAACCCUAGAAAAAAUUGCUACUGAUAAACUGCAGCGAAGCGGUGGUGCGGAAGUGAAAUUCAGCGUUGAACUGAUACCCCAGGAUCGCCAUGGCAUUCAAAGUCGUCGAGAUCUGUUGUCAUUCUGGAAAGACUAUCGGGCUCAACAGCCGGAAAGUGAAAUUGAUGAUAUUCACCUCCAAGUUCUUCUUAGCCCUUUUGAAGAACAUGAGGUUAGCUCUGCUCAGUUCGCAACUCUCUACGCGGACCGGGAUGGGAAUGCAAUUAUCCGCCGCGAGUCGUUUGGCACGCUUCUCAAUAGGAAUAGAACUAGUCCUCUGAAGGACCCUCGGGAAGUGAAGUUCUGCUCCCCUGAGAACGUUGAGAAACUUCGACAACCAAACAAGCCCUCCUAUUUCCAACCACCUUUAUGGGUACCAGUAAAAGAAUCACUAUCAGAUGGCGAAAUAAUUGAAUGGGCACCUGUAUUCUACCUCACAAACAAGCUAAACUCCGAUCAAGACAAGAACAUUCGACAGGAACUUAUUACAAAAAACGAUAUCGACGAGGAAUUCGAGGUUCGAAAGGAUUGCUGCUAUGUACCAUGGGAGAGACACCAAGAUGGAACACCGCAGGACAUUUGGGAGAUUAUCUGGGAGGUCUACCAGUACGACCUUCAUCGGUCGGCCAUUUGCUGCAUCGACCAGCAGUCCGGUGAAGAUAAUACAGUUCUCCUCGUCAAAAUGGACUAUUAUUUUGAAGAUUUGGAGGAGACAAAGUAUCCUAGGGAUCUUUUGAAGGAUUUACUGUAUCCUGAUAUACGAGGAUUCAAAUAUGUCCGAGUACCCGCGCGAGAUGUGCAUACGAGCCUGAUCAAUCUGGCUAUAGCUAAUAUGGGAAUUGAAGAUAUGGGGGACCAGGACUUGAAAAGCUUCCACAGACCUGGAUGGCCUAAUCUUAAAGCUCUCCUUCCUUAUAUUGAGGAUGAAGACAUUGAAGAGGAUCUAGCAGAAUCGUUAUAG
Molecule: messenger RNA, 1794 nt
Organism: Talaromyces proteolyticus
Lineage: Eukaryota; Fungi; Ascomycota; Eurotiomycetes; Eurotiales; Trichocomaceae
Exons: 1
Coding region: 1-1794 (597 amino acids)
Source: RefSeq, a predicted model, not a curated record